AUGCAGACCAAGUACAUCUCCCUCCUCGCCGCUGCGGCUGUUACCACCGUCUCUGCCGCUGAAGUCAAGCGCGUUGACGUCGUUCACAUCUUCGAGACUCUCCACGUCGGCAAACACAUUCCCAGCUUCACCCCCAACAAGCGCUCUGUCAAUGCCAUCUUUGAGCGUGACGACAAGGAGGAGUGCCAGAGCUCUGCCAUCUCUAUCCUCCGAAGCGCACCCACUGCCAACAGAGACCUCGAGUCCUGGGCUCUUACUGCUGAGACCACCGACCCUUGCACUCUCACUGCCCCCUCUUCGCUGUCUUCCGAUCUCUUGAGCUAUAUGACCGCCGUGGUCGAGUGGUCUAACGAGAAGGCCGAUGAUAUGCGGGAGAUUGUUGACAAGUGUCUUGAUGGAGAGGACGCUGAGGACGCCGAACUGGGCGUUUGCUCUACUCCUGGAACGAUCAUCUUUACUGCUGUUACCACCACACAAACUGUCCAGCUCAAGACUGUUCUCGAGACUUUCGCUACUCCUGGUGCUUCUUCUACUGGCAGCGCUGGUGGCUCUGAUGACACCGAGAAGACCAACGCCGCUGCUCCUCGUGGCGCCAACUUGUUCGCUGCUGUUGCCGCCGUCGGUGUCGCUGGUUUCAUGAUUGCCGCUUAA
Molecule: messenger RNA, 651 nt
Organism: Fusarium mangiferae
Lineage: Eukaryota; Fungi; Ascomycota; Sordariomycetes; Hypocreales; Nectriaceae
Exons: 1
Coding region: 1-651 (216 amino acids)
Source: RefSeq, a predicted model, not a curated record